Molecule: messenger RNA, 267 nt
Organism: Knipowitschia caucasica
Lineage: Eukaryota; Metazoa; Chordata; Actinopteri; Gobiiformes; Gobiidae
Source: the annotation of a GenBank genome assembly
AUGCUGCUGCUGAGGAUGUCUGAGGAGCUUUCCCCCAACCUGACAACCGCCGUGGCCGGUGCCAGUGUCCAACGCUGGCUCUGCCCACCCGCAUCUCUCCACUGGCCCGGCCCCAGUCCAUCCCCUCAGUCUCCUCUUUGUGGCUCGUCGUUCAGCCGCUCGGGUAAACUCCAAGCCCGCCGCCACAUCAUGUUGUCGUUCUCUUUCUUCCUUCCCGCUUGCUCUCAGUCGUCUGCUGUUGAGACCCCCAGUUCCCAGGUGCGCUGA